Molecule: messenger RNA, 4930 nt
Organism: Silurus meridionalis
Lineage: Eukaryota; Metazoa; Chordata; Actinopteri; Siluriformes; Siluridae
Gene: tut4
Product: terminal uridylyl transferase 4
Exons: 30
Coding region: 318-4601 (1427 amino acids)
Molecular function (GO): zinc ion binding; nucleic acid binding; RNA uridylyltransferase activity
Source: RefSeq, a predicted model, not a curated record
GGUUACCCAGAAUGCACCUCGGCGGAGAAGUUAACAUGGCGGCCGGGGCCUUGAAUGAGCAAAACAAAAACACAGGCGGGGAAACGGGCCGCGUGUAAAUCCGCGUUUCACCGCAGACUCGUACCGAGAGACCGCGAAACAGCUCUGAGAACCGGCUCGCCAUGCGCGCGCGGGGCGUGUGCUGACCGGCUCGCUCCGGAUUGCUGCAGUUUGGUUUGAACCCAAUUGUCCUGCGGAGCCUCGAGUCCAUUUUAUUUUAGUUUUCUUUUAAAUAUUUUUAGUCACACACUCGUGCGCUCACACACACACACCGCAGCAUGAGCACUAUGGACGAAACCAGAAGCCCGCUGAAGUCAGGGAAGCCAUCUCGCUCGGGUGGGAACAAGGCCUCGUCUAGAGCUCCAAAGGAGCGCGAGAACGCCAAGACACCGAAUCGCAGUAAAAACACAGCACCACCCCGAGCAAAGGAGGAGGGACAGGGUGGGCACACCGGGGGCAAAGGGGCAGCAGGAAGCUCUCAUGAGGUGGGGAGAGGCAAAGCACGCAGACUGACUGGUAGAACGGGGUCGGGGGAGAGGGGCAAGACGAGGUCUCAGAUUCAGCAGGGGGGCAGGAGUGCAAACCUCACGCCACUCAACACCAAGGAGGAGAACAUGCCCCCCAGUAACUGCCCCAGACCUGCACUGAAAGACAGACACAUGGGCGAGUUGUUAGCGAGACGGCCAGCAGAGUGCGCCCCUGACCCCGAGGACGAGACAAACCUGAUGUCUGAUCAGCAGCUGGGACUGAAACAGGCUGAGGAGAGACUGCAGAGAGACUACAUCUACAGACUGACCAAGCAGUCCCCCGAUUACCCGAACUUCCAGUAUCUAUGCAAACUGUGCUCGAUUCACGUGGACAACAUACAGGGUGCUCACAAACACAUCAAAGAGAAACGGCACAAGAAGAACAUCAUGGAGAAGCAGGAAGAGAACGAGCUGCGUUCGUUACCUGCUCCGUCUGCGGCUCAGCUGCGAGCUCUGAACACGGCCGUGCUGGAGGCGGCUCAGGAACACGGCAUCUCAGAGCAGGAGUUCCAGCAGAGGCAAGUUGUGCUGCGGAGCAUGGAGCUGAUCAUCCAGAAACACCUACCUGCAUGCUCUCUGCGUCUCUACGGUUCCUGUCUCACGCGAUUCGCCUUCAAGUCCAGUGACGUGAACAUCGACGUGCUCUACCCCGCUGGGAUGACGCAGCCUGACGUUCUCAUCCAAGUGCUGGACAUCCUGAAGAAGAGCGAGGAAUUCUCAGAUGUGGAGUCGGACUUCCACGCCAAAGUUCCCGUCAUCUUCUGCAAUGACGUGUCCAGUGGAUUGUUGUGUAAAGUGAGCGCAGGAAAUGAUGUUGCAUGUCUCACCACCAAUCACCUGGCUGCAUUGGCCAAGCUGGAGCCUCGUUUGGUCCCUCUGGUGCUAGCAUUCCGCUACUGGGCUAAGCUGUGUCAUGUGGACUGCCAGGCCGAGGGUGGGAUUCCCUCCUACUCCUUCUCUUUAAUGGUCAUCUUUUUCCUGCAGCAGAGGAAGCAGCCCAUUCUACCUGUGUACCUUGGCUACUGGAUCGAAGGGUUUGAUGUGAAGCGUGUGGAUGAAUAUCACCUGACUGCCAUUCAGUCAGGGCACUUUGUGGGGUGGGAGCACCGACCCGGCAGCGCCACCGAGGGGCGUGGAGACAACAAGGGCAAAAACGACCCCCAAAAACAUGACGGGCAAAAACCGGGCGAGAAAAAGAAAGAGAACCAGAAGGGCAAGACUCGUCUGGUGCUGGAGAGAACGGAGAGCGUCUCUCUCGGCCAGCUGUGGUUGGAGCUGCUGCGUUUCUACACACUGGAAUUUGCUCUGGAGGAGUACAUCAUCAGCAUCCGGCUGAAAGAGCUUCUACCUCGAGACGUGAAGAACUGGCCUCGCCGCCGCCUCGCCAUCGAGGACCCGUUUGCCCUGAAGAGAAACGUAGCGCGGAGUCUGAACAGUCAGAUGGUGUUCGAGUACAUCCAGGAGCGCUUCCGCACCGCGUACCGCUACUUCGCGUGUCCUCAGAGCCGCAACGGACACGUCCCCGAGCGAGACGUGCGGCGUCCACGUGCCUCCCGGGCGACCGGAUCGCGUGCCGCCGACCACAAAACGUGCGAGGACGAGGACGGAGCUAACAGCACAGAGGACGACGAGGAUGAAGACGAAGACGAUGCCGGAGAUGAAGAGCGGCGUGUGAGCAGAGGCUUGUCCAGACUGCUUGUGGAGGACGACGAUGAGGACGGUGCGCAUCACUCUUCCUCCUCCACCCCGUCCCCUCACAACAGCAUGUUCCCCGAUAGCGAGGACGAGGAGCGGGACCAGGGGCGACGGAAAGGUCCGGAACGUGAGAACAUCGCCCCGGAGGAUCUGCACUAUAUCUUCGACAGGAUGAUCUUCACUGGGGGAAAGCCUCCGACGGUGGUAUGCAGUAUUUGUAAGCGAGACGGCCAUUUGAAAGAUGACUGUCCUGAAGACUUUAAGAAGAUGGAGCUGACUCCUCUGCCUCCCAUGACCGAGCGCUUCAGAGAAAUCCUCGACAACCUGUGCAGACGCUGCUACGAUGAGUUGUCCCCGUCUGUGGCAGAGCAGCAGAGGAGGGAACUGAUUCUGGCCAGUCUGGAGCGCUUUAUUAGGAAGGAGUAUAAUGAUAAAGCCCAGCUGUGUCUGUUCGGUUCCUCCAAGAACGGUUUUGGAUUCCGGGACAGUGACCUUGACAUCUGUAUGACGCUGGAGGGUCACAACACUGCAGAGAAACUGAACUGUAAAGAUAUCAUCGAGGGAUUAGCCAAGGUGCUGAAGAAACACACAGGUCUGAGGAAUAUCUUGCCUAUAACGACUGCCAAAGUGCCUAUCGUCAAGUUCGAACACAAGCAGAGCAGCCUGGAAGGAGACAUCAGCCUAUACAACACCCUAGCUCAGCACAACACUCGUAUGUUGGCCACGUACGCAGCCCUGGACCCACGUGUACAGUAUUUAGGUUACACCAUGAAAGUGUUUGCGAAGAGGUGUGACAUCGGUGAUGCAUCGAGGGGAAGUCUCUCAUCUUACGCUUAUAUCCUCAUGGUGCUGUACUUCCUGCAGCAGAGAGAGCCUCCUGUGAUCCCCGUCCUGCAGGAGAUCUAUGAUGGAAGUUCGGUUCCUCAGAGGAUGGUGGACGGCUGGAACGCGUUCUUUUUCGAUGAUCUGGACGAGCUGCGGCGGCGUUGGCCAGAGUUCCAGCAGAACAGCGAGACAGUUGGAGAGCUGUGGCUCGGCCUGCUGCGCUUCUACACGGAGGAGUUCGACUUCAAGGAGCACGUGAUCUCCAUCAGGCAGCACAAACGCCUCACCACCUUCGAGAAGCAGUGGACCUCCAAGUGCAUCGCCAUCGAAGAUCCCUUUGAUCUAAAUCACAAUCUUGGUGCUGGAGUUUCACGGAAAAUGACUAAUUUCAUCAUGAAGGCAUUUAUUAACGGCAGGAAGUUGUUCGGAACUCCGUUUUAUCCGAAGCUGGGGAUGGAAGCGGAUUACUUCUUCGACUCGAAGGUGCUUACAGAUGGUGAGCUCGCUCCGAACGACCGCUGCUGUCGGAUCUGUGGCAAAAUUGGACAUUACAUGAAGGACUGCCCGAAAAGACGCAGGAUGAAGAAGAAAGAGACUGAUAAGGACGAGGAGGUGCGUGAGGAGGACAGAGAGCCGAGAGAGAGACGCUGUUUCCAGUGCGGAUACAUAGGACACGUCCGGAGAGAAUGUCCCGAUUACAGAAACCUCCGACAGAGAGGAGCUCCUACACAGGUUCCUCAGAUGGUACGUGCCAUGGGGAGCUCUCAGGCCAUCCCUAUUCCUCAAAGUGGUACGUCUCAGGAUCGACCUGGCCGGACCAGGCAGACAUCAGAAUGUUCGGACACGCGUCAGACGCCUCCAUACUCGCCCCAGCCGUCUACGUUCAUCCAGCCCUCCAUCUCUCCUCAGUCGUCUCAGAGCGGCAAGCCUUCGCCAGGCUCCUCGUCCUCCUCCGCUUCGUCCAAAUCCCCUCAUCAUCCCGCUCUUCCUCCCUCUGCAACUCCUCCUCAGCAGCAGGUUCAUCUGCCUCUCUUUGGUUUCCCACCCUCUCAGUACAUGGGCAUGCUCACACCAGGCGCCUGGCCCUCCCAUCCGCCCUCCCCGGGGGUAAAGUUCCCAAUGAGAAAGGGACAAGGGAACGGAGGGACGGGGCACACGUCAAACCCCACCCUCAAUGACCCCAGCAUCAUCUUUGCCCAGCCAGCGGGGCGGGACGGGGGGCCACCCUGGCACAACCACCACCUGAACAACCCCGGGGCAAUACUGGCUAAUGGCACGGUGGGGAAGUCAGAAGCAGGCUUCCAGGCUCCGUUUGGUUCUGUAGGUCCGGUCUCUCGCUCGCUGGGCCACAGCGGCACCGGGUCCAUAUCGGUCUCCUGGGGUUUCCAUAUGCCGCAGACGUAUAUGCAGCAGUCCAACAAGCCCUUCAUCUCCCAGGGUGCGGUGGCGAAUCAGCACUUCCCCCUGCAGCAGUCCGGACGUCCCGUCAACCGCUACAUCCAGCAGAAGAAAUAACGAGCGCAGACUUUUUCUUCUUUUCUUUUCCUUUUUUCAAACCAAUGCCGAGAUCCUUAUCCAAUGACAAUGAAGAGAAAGAAAAAAAACGAAUCAUGAAAGUCUACCUUGGCUUUUGGUCACAAGACUUUUUAAAAAUGAAUUUUAUCAUUUUGUUUUGUACAGUUUUUACAUUCUUUUUUUUUUUUCUCUCAUCACAUUGAUUUGUGAUAAGAAAUGUCAAAUAUUUUAAUACCCCUAUUUUUAAAGGGGUCCCAAAAAAAAAAAAAAAGAAGCGUUUUUAUUUGUUGUGUAAAGUAUGGAUUUAAAGUUAAUCCUGUUUAUUUUUA